Messenger RNA from Parasteatoda tepidariorum (common house spider), 2875 nucleotides. Its product is annotated as UPF0739 protein C1orf74 homolog. NCBI's taxonomy places the organism in Eukaryota, Metazoa, Arthropoda, Arachnida, Araneae, Theridiidae. The record is from RefSeq and is a predicted model, not a curated record.
AUGCUUAUAUUUUUGGAUAUGGCAUCAACUGAUUCAAUUAGGUUUUUGUUCCGAAUUGCCGGUUUUAUUAAGUGUGCCAUUAAUGUUUACAAGUAAUGGCUAAUUAAAUUAAAAUGUUUAAAUUAUUUAAAAAUUCUAGAUCAGCAAGGAGACACUUACCACACAUACUGCUAAAUUUACAUGCUAUUGAUAAGCAAUUAAAACCGUGCUAUUUAUGGGAUGCAUUUAUAGCCGAUGUUGAUGAAAUUCAAAACUAUUUAAAUGUGCUAAAUUCUUGUGGGAAAAUAAACAAAAACCUAAGCGUAUUUUCUGUAAAUGAUACUCAUUUUGUCACCCAAAAAGAGCAUUUAAAAAAUCAUGCCGAAAUUUUCGCCACAGAUGAAAUAAAUUUAGUUGACGUGUCAGACAGUGGUGAUAAACCAUGUAUGCUUUAUGAUGACGAAAAGAAGCAGGCACUGAAACCCAUCGUGAAAAAUGUUAGCAUAAUAUUGAAUAUGCUUGCCGAGAACCGUGAUGUGCAUGACAUCGCUCUCAAUGUUGAUUUUUCUGUUUGCAAUCUCACUACUCUUUACGGAGCAUUGUUAGGUUAUCCUGUUCUAUAUUGGUACAGUCCUCAAGAAUCGAAUUCUAGCUCAACAUGUUUAUCAAUGGUACCUCUUGUUGUUUACCGAGUUACAAAUUGUAAGGAAGAGACUAACGUUCCAAAUCCCGCUCAUAAAAACAAUAGAUUAUACGACCAUCAAAUUUUUGCUUUUAGCACACCAAAAAGUUUGUUCAAUCCUAUUGAGUGUGGAGUAAAUAGCUGGUUUAAAGAACUUGAAGCUAAAUGUGAAAAUUCUAUGUUUGAUGAUUUAACUUUAAGUCGUGGUUUUGUUACAUUGCCAUAUAUUUCUAUGUGAGUAACAAAAUAUUUGAGAAUAUUCACAAAAUCCCAAAUAUUUUAUUUAAUUUUUCCGAAGAUGUGAUUGAAAACAUUUCUUAGAACUAUUUUUUAUGUUAUGAAAUUCACUUUAUCUAUGGGUUCUUAUUUCAUAGUCAUGAAAAUGUGUUUAUUAUUAUUUUAUUUGACCCUUCUAAAGAAGAAUUGCAUAAUUAUCAUUUCAAUAUAUUCAGACCCAUUUUUUUAAAGCUAUAAAAAUUUUCAUAGAGCAUAACAAACUCUCAAAAGUUUUUGAUCGGAAAUUAUUUUUGACAGAUGCUCUGUUUUUUGGCUUGUCAGAAAUUCCUUUUUUUUAAAAAAAAAACAAAAACAAUAUUUUCUUUACUCAUUAAUGUUAUUUGAACAUUACCUAUAAUAGUAUAGUUAAAUUUGAUAGGACCUAUAGUUUUAGUUUGAAAUAAGUAUGUUCUAAUUUAUAGAAAUGAAAACAGAUAUAGAAAUUUAAUGGAAAAAAUAAAUUAUUAAGUGCUUAUCAUAAAUGUCAAAAAAAUAUUUCAAAUAUGUCAUGCUUAAAAUCUUAAGCUAUAAAAUUAUUACAUAACUUAAUCCUAUUAUAAUAAUAAAUUUUUGAUUAAAAAAUAUGUUCCUGUUUUUGUAUGGACACUGUUUUCGUAAUUUCUUAUGAUCUUUAUAAGUAAGACUAUUUUGAUUUCAUUAUAUUUCAUUUGCAUGAUUUAUUUAUUUGUUCUGUUUAUUAUUUUUUCGAAAAAAAGUAGCAUGAUAGUUUUUUUAAAAACUUUAUUUUAUAAUUUAUAACUGGAAAGAAUUCUACCAGAUUCAAGUUUUUCUUCUUCUUUCUAAUGCUGUUUAGAUUCUUCUGAUUCUAUCAGCACAGAUCUUUUUCUAAUAGUAACUGGAGAUUAAAAUGUCUGGAUAUAAAAUUGUCUAUUAUUAGAGAGUAGCAAAUAAUGGGGCAUCUUCAAUUUCACCUAAAAUAAUUUAUUUUCUGAUUUUUUUAUCAGUUGCUGUAACCAUGCAAUCCUAUUUAAUGUUUUGGAUAAUUUUAGUUAUGGAUUAUAUGAGUUUAUGUAAUAAAAAAAGGCUAUUUUGCCAGAAAAAUAUAAAAUAAACUCAUAAUUUCAGUAAAUUUUCAAAAUUAAUUUUUUUACUACUAAUGUUUUACAGAUUUAAUACAAUAACUUUUUCAAUGAUCUAGUUGUGCAUAGUCCCAUCUUUUUUAUUGUUUUCUUUCUAAUAAAAUGUUACAUAAAUAAAAAGGUAUGAUUUACCUUUUAAGUGUUUUCUUAAUUUAAAGAAAAAGAUAAUUCAGUUAGUGAAGAUUUACUUAGGCUGCAUUUAAGCACCUUUUUCCUCAAGGAAAUUUAACCCCACCAUAAAAUUUGUAAGCUACAAAUCGGUUGUGGUUGCCCCCUUUGACAUGGUUAGGGUCAGCCGAGGGGGAGAUAAGGAUUGAUAGAUUUAUGAAGAAUUAGAAUGCAGAAAGUCUUGUCUUAACAAUUUGUUCUUGAGGAAUAUAACAUUUCUUUCAAUUUGUUUUUAUGGGGUAUCUAUUUCAUUGAAUGAAAAAGCUGUUUGCACGUAGCCUUGUAAAUUGUUGAAGAGAAGGCAUGCAUUUUUGUCAUGUUGCAGAGAUAGCUGGAAUUUUAGAUAAAUCUAAAAUAUCCAAAUUUAACAGAUAAAUUACAUCUUUGUAAUGUGAAUUCAACUAUUUUUCAUUACUCUUUCAUGUAUAAGUGUGAGUUUCAUGUAAGCUAUGUAACUUUCUUUAUUUCAUUUAGUAUUGGAAGAGAAGUAUACUGAAUAUUUAAUUAAAAAAAUGAAUAUAGUAUUGAUUGUCUGAUGUUAUUCCAUUAAAAUAUAUCUGUGAUACUUAUAAUCUUUUGUAAUACAGUUUACUAACAUCUUGUUAUGGAUAUAAUAAUCUUUGCCAAUUUUGCAAGCAUAGAAAUUAGAUAUAUUGUGUAUGUUAAAAGU